Molecule: messenger RNA, 1479 nt
Organism: Xenopus laevis (African clawed frog)
Lineage: Eukaryota; Metazoa; Chordata; Amphibia; Anura; Pipidae
Gene: fscn2.L
Product: fascin actin-bundling protein 2, retinal L homeolog
Biological process (GO): actin filament bundle assembly; anatomical structure morphogenesis; cell migration
Cellular component (GO): cytoskeleton; stereocilium; cytoplasm
Molecular function (GO): protein-macromolecule adaptor activity; actin filament binding
Source: RefSeq, marked provisional
AUGCCAGCCAAUGGAAUACAGCAGAUUCUGAAGAUCCAGUUUGGCUUGAUCAACUGUGAUAACAGGUAUCUGACAGGAGAAGCAUUUGGUUUUAAAGUGUAUGCUUCAGCCCCAAGCCUGAAAAAAAAGCAAAUAUGGACUUUAGAACAAGACGAAGUGGACAGUUCAGUGGUCUACCUUAAAAGCCAUCACCUGGCAAGAUAUUUGUCUGCUGACAAAGAUGGAAAUGUAUCUUGUCAAGCAGAGAAGCCAGAAGAAGAUUGCCGUUUUACUGUCUCUGCCCAGUCAGAUGGACGGUGGGCCCUCCAUUCUGAUCCCCACAAACGCUUUUUUGGGGGAUCAGAGGACAAGCUGACAUGUUUUGCACAAACCAUAACUGAGACAGAGCUCUGGGCUGUACAUUUGGCAAUACACCCCCAAGCUAACCUUCUCAGUGUGAGCAGAAGGAGAUAUGCACAUUUGACUGCCCAGGAGGAUGAAAUCUCCACAGACAGCAACAUUCCUUGGGGAGUAGACUCUCUUAUAACUUUGGUCUAUCAGGAUAAAAAAUACUGUUUGAAGACAUGUGACAAUAGAUACUUGCGGAAUGAUGGGAAGUUGGUAAAAGAACCUGAUGAAGGGACUGGCUACACCUUGGAAUUCAAAGUAGGAAAGUUGGCCUUCAAAGACUGUAGUGGGAAGUAUUUGACACCAAUUGGACCCACAGGUACUCUGAAAUCUGGGAGGAGUUCAAAACCUGGCAAAGAUGAACUAUUUGAUUUGGAAGAAAGUCACCCCCAAGUUGUCUUUAUGGCUUCCAACAGAAGAUAUAUUUCUACAAGGCAAGGUGUAAAUGUCUCUGCUAAUCAGGAUGAGGAGACAGAUUAUGAGACUUUCCAGAUGCAAAUCAAUAAGGAGACCAAGAAAUGUAGUUUUCACACCAAUGCAGGCAAAUACUGGACUCUGGUGAGCCAUGGUGGAAUACAAGCAACUGUGACAGAAAUUGCUGCCAACACAAUGUUUGAUAUAGAGUGGCGAGGCAGGAAAGUUGCGCUGAAAGCCAGCAAUGGAAAAUACAUCUGUACCAAAAAGAACGGACAGCUAGCAGCUGUGGGAGACACUGUUGGUGAAGAUGAGGAAUUCAUACUCAAGCUGAUUAACAGACCCAUACUGGUACUGAGGGGAGAUCUAGGCUUUGUUUGUCACCAUAAAACCUCCAAUAUGCUGGAUGCAAACCGCUCAUCCUAUGAUGUCUUUCAGAUAAUAUUUAAUGACGGAGCCUACCAAAUUAAAGGUCAGAGUGGAAAGUUCUGGUACAUUUCUAGUAAUGGCACUAUUUGCAGUGAUGGAGAUAUGUCAGAAGAUUUCUUCUUUGAAUUUAGGGAGCACAAUCGUGUGGCGAUUAUGGGAAAGAAUGGAAAAUACUUGCGUGGUGAUCAAGCAGGAACCUUAAAGGCCAAUGCAGAAUCUGUAAAUAGUGCAACCCUGUGGGAGUACUAA